Molecule: messenger RNA, 1330 nt
Organism: Aricia agestis (brown argus)
Lineage: Eukaryota; Metazoa; Arthropoda; Insecta; Lepidoptera; Lycaenidae
Product: tetraspanin-33-like
Exons: 7
Coding region: 146-976 (276 amino acids)
Biological process (GO): protein localization to plasma membrane; protein maturation
Cellular component (GO): membrane
Source: RefSeq, a predicted model, not a curated record
UCUUGUGCACACAAAAAUUACUCAUCUCUUGAAUCCAUCACAUAUUUCUAUACAAAUUGACCAAAUUAAUCAAUGAUUUAUAAAACUAACACAAGUGCUUGAUAAUCUAAUAUCUAUAUGUGGUUAUAAAAUUGUUUCAAACAAGAUGCAUCGCAGAAGAGGUCCCAAUUUUACGUACGUUAGUGGCUGCGUGAAAUAUAUGAUUUUUAUUUUGAAUUUUAUAUUCUGGUUGCUCGGUGGAUUACUGAUAGCGGUUGGGCUGUAUGCUUUCAUCGACAAAUGGCAGGCCACGGGUCUUAUCAAGCUGGACACAGUAUACGAUAUAAUGUUGAACAUCAGUCUGCUGAUCGCUCUGCUCGGUGGAGUGGUGUUCAUAGUGAGCUUCGCCGGCUGCAUUGGGGCUCUCAGAGAGAACACCUGUCUGCUUAAGUUUUACUCCCUCUGCCUGCUCGUGCUAUUCCUGGUGGAGAUGGGCAGUGCGGUCUGCGGGUUCGUGUUCCCGCGCCUCCUCCACGGCCUGGUGGAACAGAGCUUCACCGAGCGAGUGGUCCACGCGUACAGGGACGACCCUGACCUCCAGAACUUCAUUGACUUCGCGCAGAGCGAUUUCCAAUGCUGCGGUUUAACCUCGGACGGUUACAUGGACUGGUCGAAGAAUGAAUACUUCAACUGUUCCUCGCCUUCCGUUGAACGGUGCGGGGUGCCCUUCUCGUGCUGUGUCAACGCUACUGAUAUUAGCUCGGGGCUCGUGAACAUCAUGUGUGGUUACGGGGUGCAGAAUUACCCCGUGGCAGAAGCGAGCAAACGCGUGUGGACGAGCGGGUGUAUAGAGAUAGUGCGGUCGUGGGCGGAGCGCAACCUGUACACGAUCGCGAGCGUCGCGCUCGGCGUGGCGCUGUCGCAGCUGUUUGUUAUAUACCUCGCGAAGACGCUGGAGGGCCAGAUCGAGCUGCAGAAGGCCAGAUGGCAAACAUGAAAUAGGGGAUCGGCGGGCGCUUACCGUGACGAGUGUCACAGGGCUCUACUGUAGCCCGCGCCCGCCGCACCGGGGCCCAGCGCCCCGCGCUACUAGUGGGCUAUACGCCACUGAGAUAGGUGGCCACAAUACGCCACCGAGCCAGUGGACCACAAUCCGCCACUGAGUCAGUGGGACCCGUGUUACUCUGAUACGCCACUCGGUCAGCCCUAUGACAAUACGCCACUGAGAAAGGCUGAAGAAAGAGUCUUGAACAGGACCUAACAGAUUUUUAUACUAUGCUAAUUGCUAGGGUUUACAAAAUAUCGAAAAUCCGCCACUUAUAGUUUCUAAGGGCCUUUCCACACGACGUAU